GCGCCGCACGCCUGUUCCGUGCUCGCGCAAUUCAAGCGGGGCGUGCGCAUUCGUUUUGCCGAGCGUUGCUUGCGUCGAGCAUUACAGCGUCCAGAUACGCGCAAAAUGUCUUCGUCGCAGGUCAGCUCGAGUUCCGAGAAGAAACACGCCUGUGUCGCGGCGAAGGAAGUUCCCGCGUGGACCGAUGCUUCGAGUAUACAGCUCGGCUCUGUCAAGAUCGGCUGCCUGCUGUUAGUCCUAACAGUAAUGACUGUGGCGCUGUAUUUGAUCACAAUGCCACCUUCACAUAGGCAGGAUGGCGCGAUAGCCACUCUAAUGGACGAGGACGACGAAGCAGUCAGCAAGGACAGGGUAGCGUGAAGUUGCGGCCCGCGAUACGUAGUCUUCCGCCAGCCAGAGACGAGCGGCCGGCAUCGACCAGGCGCAUUUCCACCAUCGAGGCCGCGGAAUCCGAAACCAGCAGCGACGUCGGCGUGGCCGAACAUGCAACGGAGCGGAUGGAUGCACCACAGAUUAUCACCCAGGCGGAGCCGCGUGGCCCCUGCACGGAAAAGGCCCAGUUCGGCUUGUGCACGAAUGAGAACCGCCACGAAUUCUUCUUUGACACCGAGAAGCGAAAGUGCCGUUCCAAAGCCCGGCAGCUGCCACCCUCUUGCCUUGCUGGUCAGAACCGGUUCAAGUCCUUCCGAGAUUGCAGGCUCGCUUGCCUGAACCAGGCACCAGAACAAAAGUGCGCCGCUGAGCCGGUGUAUCAGAGGUGCACCGCAGAGGACAUCGCGCGGCAGUGGUGGUACCUCAAGGACGGGAGGUGUCAUUCGUGGAAGUUCCCGAAUUCCAACUGCGUGUCGCCCAGGCUGGCACUGUUCGAGCGCCAGGAGGACUGCCACAACCUGUGCGUAGCGGGGAAGCCCAUCGCUCGACACCCGUCCUGCAGCGAGACGCCCGUGCAGCACGUUUGCACCGCGCUCCAUAUGGUCUACCCGGUGCUGGCUAGGUCCACCCACAAAAGGCUCACCUGCGUUCAGACGGACCACUCGGAGCCGAAGUGCCUGACCGGACCUAAUCGGUUCAAAACCAAGGAGGACUGCCAGAAAGCAUGCCUGCAGGCGUGACGUUCUUGCUAUGUCCGACUUCCCUGAUAAACGUUUUUGCGCGCUAAAGCUUUGAGCAUAUUGAACGAACUUUUGACUGCCGAA
Molecule: messenger RNA, 1196 nt
Organism: Dermacentor albipictus
Lineage: Eukaryota; Metazoa; Arthropoda; Arachnida; Ixodida; Ixodidae
Molecular function (GO): serine-type endopeptidase inhibitor activity
Source: RefSeq, a predicted model, not a curated record